Momordica charantia (bitter melon) is the source of this 1269-nucleotide messenger RNA. RefSeq lists its product as uncharacterized. The record is from RefSeq and is a predicted model, not a curated record. Lineage: Eukaryota; Viridiplantae; Streptophyta; Magnoliopsida; Cucurbitales; Cucurbitaceae.
GUAUGAAUGCAAAAGAUGCCUCCCCAAAAAAGAAAUAUCCAAAACAGAGAAAUCGAACCAUUCUCUUCUGGUCCGUCGGAUUCCUAUAAAUACAUACUUGGAGUGAAGAUGGGUUUGCCAAACUCAACAGCCAAACGCGGCGUAUUUGGCAGAAAGCUGAGCAGAAGGCUCCAGAUUCAUCCUCCCUUCUCUCUCUACUGUAACGAAAAUGGCGGCAACUUCUCGAAGAUCGAACGGAUCAGUUCUCCGAUCGCUCUCUCCGUCCGGAAGAUUCUACAAUUGCCGUAGUUCAUCCCCGUCGGCGUUCGCGUCUUCGAGUUCCAGCUUCUCCUCUACAUCAGCCACUUCCUUCUUCUGCAGAUCGACUUCCCCGUCGCGCGUGAAGCUUCACGGCUCGUCUCCGGUUUCCGUGCCGUCCGUGCGGUUUGCUCUUCACAGUUCCGUGUCUGUUUCUUCUCGCAGCGGUGGUAAUGUUCAAGUGGUGCAGAGGCGGAGCAGUUCCAAGAGGACCUGUAUGUGUUCUCCUACCACGCACCCUGGCUCGUUCCGGUGUAGCCUCCAUAAAGGCAUCGUUUCGCAGUCUCACGCGCCGUAUUCGCCGAAUAGACUGAAUGCUCGUAGAUCGGCGAUGACGAACUCUCUGGUUAGAAUCGGAGGCGUUGAAGGCGAUCUGGUGAAGCGAGCUUUAGCGGCUUUGAUUCGGCCUUCUUCACAUCAGCAACGGCGCAGAGCCGAUUUUAAGCCGAAGCAUAGCCGGCUGUCGAUUAUGUCCAGGGCCGAAGAAACAUUAUAAUCAUUCGGUAUGGUGGAAUGGGAAAAUUGGUUAGAAAUUUCCUAAUCGUCGGCUUUCCGAAGAUGGAAACGCAGCGCUUCCGAUCUCCGGCAGCGGUGGCGGUAUCAGGUUCCGACGAAUCGUGGACGGUACUUUCUUUUUGAUGUGCUCCGGCGACCGAACCUGACAUUCACUACAGAGAUCUCUGAAAGCUCCUUGUACAAAUUAAUAUUUUAUACACAGAUGGAUAUGAAUUUGUGUACGUUCGCCAGGAAUCGGCGUUCAGACCUCUAAUUAGUAUUAAAUCCAGCAAUCCAUCACGAUUUAAUGAAACUCACAUGGAUUAAAAAGUUGUGUAACCACUAAUCGGACCAGAUGUGUAGAUUUAGGGUUUGGAAAAUACUCCAUUACCGGUGUUGCCAUUCUGUUAUCUCCGCCGUGUGAUUUGACGGCUUCCGUCCAUUAAUUUCAGUUUCUUUGGCGUGGGCGGCGAGAGA